This is a messenger RNA of Euleptes europaea (tarantolino), 1245 nucleotides long. RefSeq names its product hemojuvelin-like. The coding region runs from base 1 to 1245 and encodes 414 amino acids. The record is from RefSeq and is a predicted model, not a curated record. The transcript has 3 exons. Lineage: Eukaryota; Metazoa; Chordata; Lepidosauria; Squamata; Sphaerodactylidae. Gene Ontology annotation, biological process: BMP signaling pathway. Gene Ontology annotation, cellular component: plasma membrane. Gene Ontology annotation, molecular function: coreceptor activity.
AUGGGGAUACCAGGCCAGUUCAAGAAGCCACGCCUAUCAGUCAACACCUGUAUCCUCACACAAAUGCUCUUUUCCCUCUUGUUCUGGAGACACGUUAACACACACUGCAAGAUCUCACGCUGCAACUCCGAGUACCUGGCUGCUACGCAAGACGUGCACAGCCCCAGCAAGAACGACGCCUACUGCACCGCUUUGCGCUCCUACUCCCGAUGCACCCGCCGGACGGCCCGCACCUGCCGGGGCAACCUUGCCUAUCACUCGGCUGUCUACGGUAUUGAGGACCUCAUGAUCCAGAACAACUGUUCCAGGGAGGGUCCGACUUCCCCUCCGUGGCCCCCUGCCCCGGAACCCAACAAGCAGAGCUUUGGAUCUCUGGAUAUCUGUGACUACGAGAAGAGUUAUGCCCACAAGCACGGCCAGCCCCCUGCGUACCAGCACUGUGCCAUUUUUGGAGACCCCCAUGUCCGGACCUUCCGCAAUGAGUUCCACACCUGCCGAGUGGAGGGUUCCUGGCCACUCCUUGACAACCACUAUCUGUUUGUGCAGGCCACGAGUCAUCUCAUAGCAAAAGGGUCAAAUGCCACAACUAUCGGCAAGCUUACCAUCAUAUUUAAAGACGUGAAGGAGUGCAUCGAUCAGAAAGUGUACCAGGCGGAAAUAGACAACCUGCCUGCAGCUUUUGUGGACGGUUCGAUGAACGGUGGUGAGAGGCCUGGAGGAAGUAGCUUGGCCAUCCACGAACGCUCGCCCGGGGGCCAUGUGGAGAUCCGAGCAGCAUACAUUGGCACCACCAUUGCCGUACGCCAGGCAGGGAAGCAGCUCUCCUUCUCAAUUCGGGUGGCCGAGGAAGUGGCCUUCUCCUUUACAGAAGAGCAAGACCUGCAGCUCUGCGUGGGAGGAUGCCCGCUCAACCAGCGCAUCUCUCGAAGCACAUGCUGCCACAGUGGUGUGGACCUGGCCAUCGAGAAGGCCCGCCUUUUAUGCAAAGGGAAGCUGCCCACAGAAGAUGUCUAUUUCCAGUCAUGUGUCUUUGAUGUGGUGACCUCGGGGGAUGCCAACUUUUCUCUGGCUGCGCAUGAUGCAUUUGAAGAUGCCAAAGCAUUCCAGAAGGACCUCAAGGUGCUUCACAUCUUCCAGGCAGAUACAACCUCCUGUCCCAGAAGCUCACCUAUCCUUCUCCUCCUCCCAGUGGCCAUUUCUGGACGUCAACUGCAUCUUUACAUGCUUCCCUUCACUGGUUAUUAG